GGCCAGGAGCAUCUGGUCUGCAAGCUGAAGAGGUCCAUUUAUGGGCUGAAGCAGGCUUCAAGGUCUUGGAACAUCCGUUUUGACGAGGUUGUCCAAUCGUAUGGAUUUACCCAAUGUCCGGAUGAGCACUGUGUGUACAAGAAAAGUGAUGGAAACGUGGUGGUGUUUCUAGGGCUGUACGUGGAUGAUAUUCUUCUCAUUGGAAACAGUGUGAAGAUGUUGUCAGACGUAAAGGUAUGGUUAUCCAAGCAGUUUGAUAUGAAGGAUUUGGGUGAAGUAGGACAUGUUCUCGGAAUCAAGGUUAUUCGCGACCGAGAGAAGAGAAAGUUGUGCCUAUCCCAAUCCACAUACAUAGACACUGUCCUAAAGCGUUUCAACAUGCAGGAUUCCAAGAAAGGGGAUUUGCCCUUUCGACAUAGAAUACAUCUAUCUAAGAGGAUGUCCCCGAAGACGCCUCAAGAGAUAGAGGACAUGAAGGCAGUUCCUUAUGCAUCGGCAGUAGGAAGCCUCAUGUAUGCUAUGUUGUGCACGCGACCUGAUAUUUGCUAUGCCGUGGGCAUGGUAGCAAGAUAUCAGAGUAAUCCAGGACCGGAACAUUGGUCUGCGGUAAAGCAUAUACUCAAGUACCUUCGUACAACUAAGGAGUACAUGUUGAUUUACCAGGCAGAUGAGUUGCUUCCAUUGGGUUACACCGAUUCUGACUUCCAGGCAGACCGGGACGAAAGCAAGUCAACCUCAAGGUUUGUGUUUACUUUAGGAAGAGGAGCCAUAGUAUGGAGAAGUGUCAAGCAGAAAUGCGUGGCGGACUCAACCAUAGAGGCUGAGUAUAUGUUCAAUUCUCUUGGACUGCAGCACAUUUCGGACGAUGCAGUGUCUGAGGAGCCAAACCAUAACGAUGUUGCUCUCCCCACCUCGGAUCCUUUAACCAAAGACCGAGGUCGACGACCUGGAAAGGAGCCACUCCUUGAAGAGGACGAGUUGGACCCAAGAGCCCAGUUUAAAGAAAAAAGCCGAAGUGAUCGAGCUAAGCCUGGAGAAGACGUACAAUUGAUCUAUAUCGAUGAACCAGUCUUCCACAAAUCAUUGCGUAUCGGAAGUCAUCUUCAAGAACCUCUUCGGUCAGAACUCAUCUCGUUUCUCAAACACAAUUCUGAUGUUUUCGCUUGGAAGCAUAAAGAUAUGAAGGGUAUCGACCCCGGUGUCGCUAGCCACAAAUUGAACCUUGACCGGACCAUCCGGCCUGUUGUGCAGAAAAGAAGGAAACUGGGGUCGGAUCGUCAGAAAGCAUUGGAAGAGGAAGUCAAAAAACUCAUUGACAACAAAUUCAUCAAGGAAGCCAGAUAUCCGACGUGGGUCUCAAAUCCUGUUCUUGUCAAAAAGAGCAAUGGGCUAUGGAGACUGUGUAUCGAUUUUUCCGACCUGAACAAGGCGUGUCCGAAGGACAACUAUCUGCUUCCUCACAUAGAUUAUAUGGUCGAUGCCACGUCGGGACAUGAGUUGAUGAGUUUCAUGGAUGCUUACUCUGGCUAUAAUCAGAUUCCUAUGGAUCCUGAAGAUUCCGAACACACCUCGUUAUAUUCGGCCCGAGGCUUGUACUGCUAUACUAUGAUGCCAUUCGGAUUAAAAAACGCCGGGGCUACUUAUCAACGCCUCGUCAACAAAAUGUUCGCUACGUUGAUCGGUCAUACUAUGGAAGUUUAUGUUGACAACAUGCUCGUCAAGUCG
Striga hermonthica is the source of this 1725-nucleotide messenger RNA. NCBI's taxonomy places the organism in Eukaryota, Viridiplantae, Streptophyta, Magnoliopsida, Lamiales, Orobanchaceae. The record is from the annotation of a GenBank genome assembly.